AUGAUGAAGAAGGUUGCUCUGUCGAUGCUCCUGCUCCUCUUGCCCGUGUACUCCCUGAGCAUAGGUGACGAAAACCAGGAACCAGAAGAAAUAAAAAACAUCACGGCAAAAUUACAAGUACAGAACAAUGACCAUGAAAAAUUCCUCACCGUGAUCAACGAUAUAUUCACCAAAAAGGACGAUAGCUGCAAGUUCUCCUUUUCCAACAAUGGGUUCAAAUGUGCAUUUAGCAAAUUUGACGUGAACUUCAAUAACGGCUCUAAGGAAGUCAAUGCGUUAUUUACUAACGAUAAUGAACAAAUCAUAAAAGAUGCUGCUGAGGAGUAUAAAGUUCGUCUCAUGUUGGAAUUACACAACUUGAGGCCACCAACUACAAAUUUGAAAAAUUUUAAGAAAGAUUUCCAAGGCAUAUGUAUGAAAUAUUUUUCCGAAUUGAGGAGGAAAUUUUUCCACCUGUACAGAAAUGAUCAAUCCGGUCAGGAUGGUGCAGACAGCGAACAUGGUGAUAUUACCAAUGUGGACCAACUGACUGAACGACUUGAGUCCACUUACGACUCUGCUUCAACGGAAGAUGGAUCCAUUUCAGGAAAGGAUGGAAACCAAGACUUAUCCGAAUUGGUGGAUGAUGACGAUGAGCACAACCCAGAUGCUCCAAACGUGCAGACCAGCUACUCCUUCUCUUCACACACUUCCAAAAAAAUAAUGUUCGAUGGAAAUAAUGUGAUUGAAGAAAAUGAGAGCUCCAUAAACGAUGGAAGUGAUGACCAGAAUGAAGAACUCCAACAAGGACCAAUGACUAAAGAAAAAGCUUUCGCUAUUUUUCUGAAAAAUACUUCCUUUAGCAUUGAAGGAAAUAUCACCGAGGAAGAUCAGACGAAGGAAAAACCAUUUACCGUUUUCUUUAACAGCCAACUCAGCAGAAACCACAUGAGCACUGUAUGCAACGCAAAUGGAAAGAACAACCUCAGAGGAGGUGAUGGUACCAACAACCCUCUCCCCAUGCAACCACUUAACUCAGAUGACCUAAAUAAAAUGAUGACAGACAUGCUAAAAUUUUUUGAAAGCCAAAGUGACGGAAAUGGAAUGAUGUUGCCCUUUUUAAGCAACAUGAACUUUACAGAUGCCCUCACAAGUUUGGGAUUCCCAGCUGGUCUUGACAUCGAAAGCAUGUUCAACGACUUCCUCCAGAGAAGCGGAUCCAACCCAUGCUGCAGAGGUGGCCGACCCAGCCUUAACAAACCACCCAAAAAAGAAGACCCCCCAAGCACCGACGAUUCGGAUGAGCAGCAAUGA
Messenger RNA from Plasmodium coatneyi, 1293 nucleotides. RefSeq lists its product as uncharacterized. NCBI's taxonomy places the organism in Eukaryota, Apicomplexa, Aconoidasida, Haemosporida, Plasmodiidae. Bases 1 to 1293 code for a protein of 430 amino acids. The transcript has a single exon. The record is from RefSeq and is a predicted model, not a curated record.